Messenger RNA from Cervus elaphus (red deer), 1442 nucleotides. RefSeq names its product chromosome 22 C12orf73 homolog (gene C22H12orf73). The record is from RefSeq and is a predicted model, not a curated record. The coding region runs from base 109 to 615 and encodes 168 amino acids. Gene Ontology annotation, cellular component: mitochondrion. The transcript is spliced from 2 exons. Gene Ontology annotation, biological process: mitochondrial respiratory chain complex III assembly. NCBI's taxonomy places the organism in Eukaryota, Metazoa, Chordata, Mammalia, Artiodactyla, Cervidae.
GCUACGGGGUCGCAAAGAGUCGGACACGACUGAGCGACUGAACUGAACUGAACUGAAGCGUCUGGAAGGACUUAGGUAAAAAGUGGCCUGAGCGGGCCGCCAGUGCGCAUGGGCGGCCCGGACCUUGGUACCGGGACCGCGGUCUUAAGGAGCCCCUGCGUGCGUGCGUGUGCGUGCGUGUGUGCGUGCGUGCGCCCGCGGCCUGCCCCGCGGCGGGGGGCGCGGGGGGAGGGGCGGUGUUCCGCCACGGCCUUACCUGCCCGCGUUCUCCGCUUCCAUUCCCUGCUGCCGCUGGCGCGCGCAGCUCCUCGGGCCCGGCAACCCAGCGACUCUAGUACCGCGGCGCACGUACGGCGGUACGGUAAUAACCAGACGCUCGGACUCGAUUGCCGGCAGAACUCGGGCAGUGGCUGGGGCACAGGCUCCUCCCCCAAGUUUCCAACUCCCCCUCCCCCAGUAGGCCAGCCCCACCCUCAGCGCUGCGCUUCCGUCUGCUCAGAGCCAAAUCCCACGCCCUGUGGUUAUCACGUGAUGCCGGCCGUCCAGUCACGUUCGCGCUCCUCUCGUUGGUUCUUCUGCUUGCCACUUGGCCUUUCGGGAAGGGUGGAGGAUUAAAAAGGCUGGGAGGGCGAGCACUUUGCUGACAUAUCACUCAGAAUCUGAGUUAUGGGCGGUAUUCAGUGACUAUCUGUUGAAUGACUGAAGUAGCAACAGCCCAUCCUCUUUUUCUCUCUGGGUUUGCUAACUGCUCAGGACCGCAGUUUGGAGAAGGUUUAAAGCAACAUCUCUUAAGGUAUUCUUGUUUGUUUUGUUUUUUUUGGCCGCCACAUCAUGUGGAAUCUUAUCUCCCCCAUGGGGAUGGAACCUAUACCCCCUGCAGUGGGAAUGCGAGUACUUACCUGUAAACCACCAGUUCCCCAUCCUGAAUAUAUUUUUAAAUGCCUGAAUUAGGUGAGAAUAUUGUGGAAAUUAAGUCGAAGUGAAGGUUACUAAUGGGAAGCUCAAGAAGUGGGAAGCUAUCAUCUUGGAUAGGAGAUCAUCUCUGAUGCUGGCAGGCAGGACUGGCUUUAUGGGUGUGUGAUCUGUGUGGUUGAAUUUAUUGUCGUUUAGCUGCUACGUUGUGUCUAGCUGUUUUAUGACCCCGUGGACUAUAGCCGACCAGGCUCUUCUGUCCAUGGGAUUUUCCAGGCAAGAACACUAGAGUGGGUUGCCAUUUCCUUCUCCAGGAGAUCUUCCUGACCCAGGGAUUGAACCCAAGUCUCCUGCAUUAGCAGGUGGAUUCUUUACCACUGAGCCACUAGGGAGGCCUGAGUAGUUGAAUAAGGUCCCAUAAUUGACUUAACUGUUCUGCUACUGCCAUCUUGAAAUUAUUUACUUAAAAGGGGCCUGCAUUUUUACUUUGAACUGGGGUUUACAAAUUAUUAGUUGAUCCUGUUGACAGG